UCAUAAUGCUGCUGCACAGUCAGCUGUUAUUUGUUUUGUUAUGUGCGUUCCUUCUGGUUUGGUACAUUUUUGCAUUAAUUCAAUCUUCCAAUAACAUAAAUCUUUUAGAUAGUGUCAAAAUUAUCGCGCUGCAAUAAUUCGGUUUAAAUCUUAUUUUAAAUGUUUAUUUACACAAAAUAAAGUGUGUCAAACAAACUUGUACCUCGUCCCAAUGCUUAUAUAAUUUGUAGUUAAAUAAAGAUAUGUUGUUUCUCUUAAAUUCUGUGGGAAUCAAAAACCAACACCAACUCCUGCAUUCAACAUGGCCAAAUACCAUUUGGCGGCAUAUAAGCACAGAACUUACAAACGCUUUGCGUCCAUUUUAUUUUGCCGUGCAUCCAGAUCUAUUUGGACAGCAUCCAGUACAACGUAAUGUUAAUGAGAAUUCAUUGAAGCUGUUGAGUGCACACAUGGAGUCACUAUGUGAACAAAAAUAUCAUGCUUUGUAUGAAACUAAAACGUUACAGUUCUAUAUACGUGAUGGUAAUGCUACAAAACGUGAUACCUUCAAAUUGAUCAAGGUAACAUUGGAUCGCAAUACAAAGGAUCCAAAAAUGGUGGUACAACGUUUGUUGGAAUUAUGUAAUCUGCCAACGGAUUAUGUUAAAAAAAUAAAAUCAAUGCCGGUGACGGCAGCUGCUAGAGCAACGACAAACGCUUCAGGUUUUUCAUAUGCCACAAGUCCAUUUAAAGGUGGUGGCGAUUUCAACUAUGGAACACAGUUCUCGUCAUUUGAAAACGCUUUCUACCAAACAAAAGAAGAAGAAAAGAAAACAUUGGACUCAUGGCUAAAGAAAAAUGCACCGUUGGCUAAGGUGCGCUCAGCUGAGUUGGAUGACCUGAAAGAGGAGGUGAAAAAGUUACAACAAGCUGUAACAAAGCGUUUGCAACUGAAGGAUAUACGUUACGAUUGUGGUUGGAAUUAUGAGCAUUUUCGUGGUUGUUUAAAAUCUUUGGAACGCAUGACUGACCUGCACUCCAAUGCAAUGGGUACGUUAAGAAAUCGUAUAUUAGUUUUUGCACCAUUCACUGGUGUGAGCUUAGAGGGGCACAUUAUGUUGUUUACCGGCGAUGUGCUGACAAGUUGGAUCGAUUUCAUUAAGAACAUUCCACAACAUGAUGAGUUUUUAAAGCGCAUCCCGCUCUAUGAGAAUACGCUCUCACAAGUUUUGCGUAAUAUAAAAAUUGGACGUAGAAAAUUUAUGCCCAAGCAGCAGGCACGAGAAUAUGCAGCGCAUUUGAAUAAGGUGACAACGACACUCGGCGAUUAUCUGACUGUCAAUAAAUAUCCAAAGUCAUGGCCGGCUACACUAGCCGACUAUGAAAUAGUGGUGGAAUCAGAGGCUGGUCCUUUAAUGGUGAAUCCCACGGGUCAAUUGAUAGCGCCAGCAACAUGCCCGGGCUUCAUGUUAAUCGAUUUUAUUACCAUCAACUUGGAUUUGGCUAAAGAACGCACCGAAAAAUAUCAAACACAAAAAACUGUGGAGCUACAAAUGACGGCACAAUGUAUACAAAAAUUACGUUUACACACCUUGACCAAAGAUGAUUCCGUUACGCCAGACAAAAUGAUAGAAACGAUGCAUAAACUAUUAAAAUACGAUGAUAAACAAUUUCGGCAACUAAAUUUGCACAUAACAAAUUAUUAUUCGGUAUUGACGGACGGUAUUGUGUGCAUACCCUGGGAUUUUUCGCCGAGUUAGCACACAAAUUAAUAUGUAUUAAUGCGCCAAAAUUCAAACUAAAUUAAUUUUAACGAUAUGUGUAUGUAUUUAUAUAAAUAUUUGCAUGCGUUACCUCAAUAGUUAAUGAUCACUUUAUAGCAAAUGACGACUGUGCCUAAAUAAAAACCAAACGAUUUCUACUGUAUCGAACAUUAAGAUAAAAA
This is a messenger RNA of Zeugodacus cucurbitae (melon fly), 1924 nucleotides long. RefSeq names its product T-cell activation inhibitor, mitochondrial. Lineage: Eukaryota; Metazoa; Arthropoda; Insecta; Diptera; Tephritidae. Gene Ontology annotation, cellular component: mitochondrion. The record is from RefSeq and is a predicted model, not a curated record. The coding region runs from base 243 to 1739 and encodes 498 amino acids. The transcript is spliced from 2 exons.